This is a messenger RNA of Centropristis striata (black sea bass), 3003 nucleotides long. RefSeq names its product methylcrotonoyl-CoA carboxylase beta chain, mitochondrial-like. Gene Ontology annotation, molecular function: methylcrotonoyl-CoA carboxylase activity. The record is from RefSeq and is a predicted model, not a curated record. Lineage: Eukaryota; Metazoa; Chordata; Actinopteri; Perciformes; Serranidae. Gene Ontology annotation, cellular component: mitochondrion; methylcrotonoyl-CoA carboxylase complex. Gene Ontology annotation, biological process: L-leucine catabolic process. The transcript has 12 exons. Bases 138 to 1850 code for a protein of 570 amino acids.
AACCUGUCACCGUCCGGUUGCUUGGAUCUAGAGCACAACAUAGGAUCUACAGCGAUGCUUCCACUUUAGGUUGUUUUGUUUGUUUAUUAGCCACUAAAUUAGCGUUAGUAGCUGUUUUUCACCACAUUCAGACAGACAUGUACCGCUUCAUGGUGAGGCUGGCUGAGCAGCGCUGGCACUGUUCAGUCCGCUGUAUGAGCUCUGCAGUCAGGAGAAGGAGAGCCCUGCAGAGCGCCUUCCCGCUGCUGCAGCAGCCCCUGCAGCCCGUCCACCAACAUGUGUACCAAGAGAACCUGAGAAACAGCAACAGCUGCCACCAGCAGUACAUGGAGUGGAGCGAAAAGGUAAAGAAAGGUGGAGGAGAACUGGCCACCGCCAGACACACUCAGAGAAACAGGAAGCUGCUGGUCAGGGAUCGGCUGCGGCUCCUGCUGGACGAUGACGACUACCUGGAGCUGUCACCGUUCGCUGGUCUGGGUCUGCCGUACGGGGACAUCCCUUCAGCCGGCUGCCUGACGGGUAUCGGCAGGAUCAGAGGCCUGUGGUGUGUGUUCAUCGCCAACGAUGCGACAGUGAAAGGCGGCACAGCGUAUCCAAUCACAGUGAAGAAGCAGCUGAGGGCGCAGGACGUCGCAAUUCAGAACCGCCUGCCUUGUGUUUACCUGGUCGACUCUGGAGGAGGCUUUCUACCACUGCAGUCAGAGGUCUUUCCUGAUAAGAACCACGGAGGAAGAACGUUCUACAAUGAAGCCAUCAUGUCUGCCAUGAAGAUCGCACAGGUGUCGGUGGUGUGCGGGUCGUGCACGGCGGGUGGAGCUUACAUCCCCACCAUGGCAGAAGAGACGGUGAUGGUGCACCAGAUAGGGACCAUUUUCCUGGGAGGACCGCCACUCGUCAAGGCCGCCACGGGAGAGGAGGUGACGCCAGAAGACCUGGGAGGAGCCCGGCUUCACGCCGAGGUGAGCGGCUGCGUGGAUCAUUUGGCCUGGGAAGAAAAGGAGGCGUAUGAUUACACCAGAAACAUCGUGUCCACCCUCAACUUCCAACUGCCUGAGGAGGAGGACGAGGAGGAGACGAAGAGGAGGGAAGCUGAGGAGGAGCCGUUGUAUCGCUCAGAGGAGCUGCUGGGGCUCGCUCCGAAAUGUCACGACCACAGUCUGGAUGUUAGAAUGGUUGUCAGUCGGCUGACGGACGGGAGCCGCUUCCAGGAGUUUAAAGCUCGUUAUGGAGACACACUCGUCACUGGCUUCGCAAAGAUACACGGUCACCUGGUGGGGAUAGUGGCCAACAACGGGGAGCUGUCGUACCAGGCCGCACUGAAAGGAAGCCACUUUGUCCAGCUGUGUGACCAGAGAGACGUCCCCCUCCUCUUCCUCCAGAACACAGCACCCACUGCUGCUGCUACACUCUGCACAGAUCAGGCGGAGGUGGACAGUAACCGUCUGAAGGCUCAGGGCUCGAUGAUGUCAGCCGUAGCGUGUGCCUCCGUCCCCAAAAUCACCGUGGUGAUCGGUGGUUGCCACGGCGCCGACAGCUACGCCAUGUGUGGGCGGGCCUUCGACCCUAACUUCCUGUUCCUGUGGCCCAACGCCAGAGUGUCGAUGGCGGCUCCGGAUCACGCCGGCUCUCUGCUGUCCCCUGACAGCGAGCAGCAGCAGGAGGAGGAGAAGAUGAACCAGAGACUGAAGGAGGAGAGCUCAGCUUUCUUCUCCUCCGGCAGGCUCUGGGACGACGGAGUCAUUCUGCCUCAGGACACCAGGAAGGUUGUCAGAGACUGCCUGGACAUCAUCAAACAGCAGCAGUAUCAGCUCUCCACAGAGAAACUACAGGCUCCACUUCUACGGAUGUAAAAGCUUCCAUCCUUCUUCCUCAUCACAACAAAAAUCUGUCGAUUAAAAUGCUUUUUUUCCGGCUGAUUUGAUCCAAACAUUAUAAGAGUCGACUUCACCUGUCUUUACUGGAGCCCGCCACCAGAAGGCAGGUGAGCUGUUACAGUCUUAGUUAUGUAUCUACUGUGCCUCUUGGAAAUGUAAAGUUAUUGUACUGCUCUAAACACAAACACUUUCAUUUUUAUUUUUUGCACACAACAACCUCAGUUCUGUCAGUGCCUGUUUUUUUUUUAUAGUUAUCUCAAGAAACGUAUUUCUAACUCUGUUCACACUGACGCUGUUUUUACUGUUAAUACAUUUACAAAAAGGUUUACAAUGAGGAUAAUCACUAGUCCUGUAUGUGUAGCAGUCGUAAAAUGUAACAAAAUGCAUUUUUUCAGGUACUUGAGUAUUUCCAUUUUAUGUAACUUUAUACUUCUACUUCACUCCAUUUUGAGGUAAAUAUUGAAUACAUAAUUAAAAUGCUCCUUACAAAAAUGCAUCAAUACAAAUAAUGUAAUAAUAUAUUUAGAAAUUGUAAUACAAUCUGAGUGGGUCCAUUCUGCAUAACGAGUACUUUUACUUUUGAUACUUUAAGUCCAUUUUGAUGCUGAUACUUUUACCUCAGUAAGUUUUGAAUGCAGGACUAUUGCUUGUAUCGGAGUCAUUUCACAGUGUGGUGUUAGUACUUUUAGUUAAGUAAGAUAUCUGAAUACUUCUUUCACCACUGAUGUGUAGUGUAGUAAAUAUCACAGGUUUUUGUCCUGCAAAAGUGCCUCUAACUCUUUUUUUUUUAUCAUCAUUCCCACUUUCACAUGAUGCCUCAGGUUCAUGUCAGCCUGCUACAACACAUGUGAAAUAUUCUCAUUAAUACAUGACUGUUAUAUUUAUUUACAAGUACUGUAGAUUAAGCUCUGGGUAUUACAUUCAGCAAGCUGUGGUCUGUUUGAGCCUCAGCCCAGUUCAGUAAAGAUUUACUUGAUUUUGUUUGUUUUUUAAAGAAUAUUUUGUUUUCCCACGUGAUAAUUUAAUUUUCUGUCAAAAUUACUACAUUGUAAAAAAUAAUACUGUGUAAUUAAUGUAAAUGAAUCAUUGUAAUGUAGGUCAUUUGUAUAACAAUGGUGUAAAUACAUUU